Molecule: messenger RNA, 3417 nt
Organism: Topomyia yanbarensis
Lineage: Eukaryota; Metazoa; Arthropoda; Insecta; Diptera; Culicidae
Exons: 11
Coding region: 267-2957 (896 amino acids)
Cellular component (GO): plasma membrane
Molecular function (GO): protein binding
Source: RefSeq, a predicted model, not a curated record
GAACUCUUUUAGUUGCCGUUUACAUACGGUCGGAUACGGUCGGAUUUCCACCAGAGUAUCGCUGCUAAGCUAGGAGAAGUUGCGGCAGUGUGCCUCAACCAAACCAAACCCUCAGCCAUUGGUUGGCACAUGCACAUGCAACAUUUCUGGUCCUUGAGAGUGAUUUCCGUUGAAUAUUCAUGAAUUUGUAGCAAACAAGUUGCGUUUGAUCGUUGUAUCCUAAGUGUUACUAUUAAAUAGUGCAAACUGUGUGAAGGUUUUUCAAAAUGGUGAACAAACAAUACAACGUACACAACCCAAAAUUGUAUAAAUCGAAAAGUGCUCAGAGUUCACCGGCUCUGAUGAGAAAUUACUCGGAGGUGUCAAAUCAACCAAAUCCCCCCAGUGUUACUGGAUCACUGGAGAACAAUUUGAACCACGGCGUAGAACAUCACCAGCACCAUCGUCAGCGUUCGCAUAACUUUAAUCCGGCUCAGAAUAAUUUAGAUUUGGAUGUCCGGCGUCGCAAUGCAGGCUCUACAUCGCCAUCUGUCGAAGACUUUGGCGAGGAUGGCGUGUACGGGCGGAAUAUCAGCUACUACAGUGAGACCGCCCAGCUCGGUGGCAGUGAAAGUCCUACCAGUGGCAAUCACGAGCGGCUCAGCGUGAAGGAUUUGACCAUCAGCGACAUUGGUCGGUUUCAGUACAUUCUACAGAUGGACCGAGAAGUGGGUACACCAUACAGCGGAUACACAGAAUCAUCCUCCCAGAACUCACCCUCGGCAGGAAAUUCUCUACCCAAUCACCUGCACGCCAACCGUCAGAGUUUCAACUACUGGAAGGCCGGCUCACAAACCCCACUCACCAGCUCCUCCUCCGUCAAUUCCUUCUUCCGGCCAUCUACCCAUUCCAGCUGUUGCCUCUGGAAAGCUCUCAAACUGAUAUGGCGCUUCAUCAAGUGGCCCCUGGGACUGCUGUUGAUUUGCAGCCUGUUAGGUUUAGUCGUAUAUUUCUUGGUUGUAGAUAGGGAUAUAAUGAGCAGCUCUUUACUGGGAGAUAAUGGGAUCUAUGACGUGGAGGAGAAUCUCUCUAUAGAUUUUAACGAUUUUACCCACACGAAUGAUUUGAACAGCGGAGCCGUGACCACAUUCGGACGAGAUCAUAAAAAUAAAGGAAACGGAUUUUCUAAAGAUGGUUCAACUCCUAAUUCCAAGUUUUCUUUCGGCCUGAAUAAUGAUUUGCUAUCGAUAAUAGUCAAAAAGACCGAGCAAAAUCGAAAUGAAGGUCUACACCUAUGGACCUCUACGGAACAUGAAAACCUGAGUGAGGAAACCCCUGCCCAAGUGGUUAAGAUUAGUAGUACAACUCGGGUGCCAGUGCGGAAAACGAGCACUAUUUCAUUGAAGGACUACACAAAAACCAAAGUUUCGUUCGACGACGAUGAAUUUGAGAAUGAAGAUGCUAUUAAGGAGCAAACGACACGAGCGAUCGACGCCGGAUCAGAUGGACAAAGCAGACAGGUGGGAUCUAACGGGGAUAUUUCCUUCAGAUCGCUUGGAUUCACUUCAGGUCAUCAGAAUAGUUUUGGCGUUCCUAUCGAAGAGGAUGAGCAUCAAUUGACGAUGUUAAAUGAACAGUUGAUGAGACUUGAGAGGCAGAGAGAAAAAAAUCUUACCUCUACCUCGGCCACCACGGACUCCAGUCUGUAUCGGACCAAAGUGUCGCCAACGCUGCCCAUUCUGUCACGAUACGAAAUCACCACCGAAGGUUUGAAACGUUUCAAUAUUUCCGAAGAAGGUACUGCCCACAAGCCAACAGACAGCCUAGCAGGAAUCUGCAAGUCCACAUCGCUUCCUCUGUGCCGGGGUGUUCUGCCGUAUGAUUUGACCACUUCGAAGAAUAUACUGCUUACCAGCGUGGAGUAUGAACAUUUUCAAUAUCUUAUCAAUUCCAAAUGCUCCGUUCGUGUCGCAGAGUUUGUCUGCCUCGUCCUGGAGCCCGAGUGUCGGCCAACGCGAAUGGGAACGCUGACACCCUGCAAAAGAAUAUGCAAGUCAAUCCUGGAACCAUGUGCACAUAUAAUAGCUAGUUCGGAGAUACUAACAUCGACGUUCGAUUGCGACAGUUAUCCCGACUCAAAUGAUCGAAAUGUCUGCGAGGAUCCUACUCGUCAAAGCGAUUGCUACGCCAAUGAGUUCCAAUGCGCGGAUUCCAGCUGUAUUCCACAUCAGUGGAAAUGUGACAACAUUAAAGACUGUCAAAACGGAGAGGACGAGUCUGAUUGCAAAUUCUGCGAACGAGACGAAUAUCGUUGCCUAUCGAACGACAAGUGCAUCCCGGACAAGUGGCGCUGUGAUCAGUACGAAGACUGCCCGGAUGCAUCCGAUGAACUAGAUUGCUACUACGAUGAACAAACCACCUAUCCGACCGGGUUCGGAAGCCAACGUGAGUACCCGUUCGUGCAGGUUCAGGUUCCAAAUAGUCCGGUUAAUGGCAAGCCUUACUUAACAAUAACUAACGAGGAUCGCGAACGGAAUCAACGGAACCAGAAGGCGGAACAGGCUCGCACAGAACGACAAUAUUCCGAUUAUGGAUCAUCAAGAGAGGAUGAGUAUGAACCAACAGCGGCGGAAAACGUGCCGCAAAUAAAUCGAAGGAACCGGACAGAUUCAAUCGAAUUCAAAACAGAAAAAGUGGAAGAUCAAACCGAAGCGGAAACAAUUCGGACAAUUUCGGUCCCGAAAUCUUUGAGUAACUUUCAGGACAGCAAGGAAAUCAUGAUGACAUCAGACUCAGAAAAUGAUUACAAGUUUAGCAGUACGAGUAGGGCAUUUUUAACGACGGCCCAUGCUUCGCCCUGUCCCGAAGGAGAGCUACGAUGUGUUAGCGGAAUUUGCAUUUCAGUAGAGCAAUUGUGUGAUAAAGUUACGGAUUGCGCCGACGGUGCCGAUGAGGCCAUGUGUGUUUACAAGAACUGAAAAAACUCAUCAAUGAACAUUGCCAACUAAUCGAAACCAUGACCUGGAAGAUUUUAGUAAAAUAGCAUCCCACACUGCCCGGAACAGGUUUUUCUGUCAAGCAAAGAGAUUUGAGCGGUUGUAUCUGUAAAGUGAUUUUAUUUGUUAACUUGUUGUUAAAAGCAUGGCACAGUUUAGAUUUAGUACAAGAAAACAUCCUCUCUAUCACUUACCAUUACCAUUGUUGAAGUUACCCAUGAUGUGUAUUAUUAGGCUAAUGAGCGGUAGGACAGGACAAUAUGUGUAAUAAUAGAAUGAAUACAUAGGUUGGCGCAUCUAAAUACUCUACAAAACGGCGUGUUUUGUGGUACGUAUUUAAAAGCACCAACGUUUGGAUGAAUAUUUUAAAAGAUUGAUAUUUUACUCGGUAGUGAUCUUAGCAAAACGUUGUAAAUAAAUCAUUGACUAUUGACUCAUUUCA